Chenopodium quinoa (quinoa) is the source of this 1354-nucleotide messenger RNA. Its product is annotated as carbonic anhydrase, chloroplastic-like. The coding region runs from base 154 to 1161 and encodes 335 amino acids. Lineage: Eukaryota; Viridiplantae; Streptophyta; Magnoliopsida; Caryophyllales; Amaranthaceae. Gene Ontology annotation, biological process: carbon utilization. The record is from RefSeq and is a predicted model, not a curated record. The transcript is spliced from 9 exons. Gene Ontology annotation, molecular function: zinc ion binding; carbonate dehydratase activity.
AGGUUCUCUUACAUUUAUAAAUCAAUAUAAUCUUGCACCCCUUACAAAAAUAAAUGUACUACUACUAACAUUUAUAACAUUAUAUUGUAUUAAAGUUUUAGCUUACUUAUCGUAUAGAGAGCUCUUCUAUUCUCUCUUAAUUAACACACGUAAAUGUCGACUGCUGCUUCUUCUUUUAACGGGUGGUGCCUCACCUCUCCCGCUCGUUCUCAAUUGAAGAACACACCCACUUUAAGGCCUACUUUCUUUGCUAACAAUAGGCUCAACCCUUCUUCUUCUGUUCCCCCUGCCCUUAUUCGGAACCAACCCGUUUUUGCUGCCCCCGCCCCUAUCAUCACACCUACUUUGAAGGAAGAUAUGGAAUACGAAGAAGCCAUUGCAGCCCUUAAGAAGCUCCUAAUUGAGAACGGCGAGCUUGAAAAUGAAGCCGCAUCAAAAGUGGCGCAGAUAACAGCUGAGUUAAAAACCGUUGAUGGCAAACCAUCAUCGGAUUACCCGGUUGAGAGAAUUAAGGAAGGGUUUAUCAAAUUCAAGAAGGAGAAAUACGAGACAAAUCCAGCACUCUAUGGUGAACUAGCUAAGGGCCAAAGCCCCAAGUUUAUGGUGUUCGCAUGCUCCGACUCCCGUGUGUGUCCUUCGCACGUUCUAGAUUUCCAACCUGGUGAGGCUUUCAUGGUUCGCAACAUCGCCAACAUGGUCCCAGCAUUUGACAAGAACAAAUAUGCUGGAGUUGGCGCGGCCAUUGAAUAUGCAGUUUUGCACCUUAAGGUGGAGAACAUUGUUGUGAUUGGACACAGUGCUUGUGGUGGAAUCAAGGGGCUUAUGUCUUUCCCUGAUGAAGGACCAACCUCAACUGACUUCAUUGAGGAUUGGGUCAAAAUCUGCUUGCCUGCCAAGCACAAGGUGUUAGCUGAGAAUGCUUCCGCACCUUUCGCUGAACAAUGCUACCAUUGUGAAAAGGAAGCUGUGAAUGUAUCACUAGGAAACUUGUUGACAUACCCCUUUGUAAGAGAUGGUUUGGUGAAGAAGACUCUAGCUUUGAAGGGUGGUUACUAUGACUUUAUCAAAGGAUCGUUCGAGCUAUGGGGGCUCGAAUACGGCCUCUCUCCUUCCCAAUCUGUUAAAGAUGUCGCCACGAUACUUCAUUGGAAGCUCUAUUAGCUUACAUAGAGAGAUGGAUUUGCAGCCAAGACGGGCAAUGGGUUAUCUUAUCUAGCUACCGUGUUGACAUGUCAUUCUGAUUCUCGUUUUGAGUGGCUCCAAACAACUCGGGAUUUUCACUCAACCAUGUAUAUGCUACUCCCUACGUUCAUAAAAGAUGAUGAAGUUUCAAAAUUUUGGCCCGUCCCAAAAA